AUGGGUAACUCUCUCGACCAUAACCUGCCUGAUGCCAGCCGCCACAUCACCCCCGCCGGUUCCAAAUGGCUCUGGACAGUAUGCGCCAUCAUGGCGGCCAGCGACCUGGCUAUGCUUUUUUGGACAUUUAAGAGAACAAGAGGAACUCGUCUUUUCCACCAAAUCGGCGUUAUCAUCCUCACGACCGCGACGAUCGCGUACUUCUCCAUGGCGUCCGAUCUCGGUGCUGCUCCUGUCCGUGAAGAGUUCCUUCGCGGUGAUGCGCCUUGGACGACGCGCCAGAUCUUUUAUGUCCGCUACAUUCAAUGGUUCAUCACACUGCCGCUGCUGCUCUUUGAGCUGCUGCUUGGCACCGGCCUCACGGUCUCCGACAUUUUCACGACCAUCUUUAUGGGCUGGGUCCUCGUCAUCUGUGGCCUUGUCGGCGCUUUCGUUCCGAGCACCUACAAAUGGGGCUUCUACGUCUUCGGCGUCCUCGCCUUGUUCUACGUCUGGUGGGCACUCCUCGGCCACGGGCCACGCACAGCCUUCACAGCAGGCGGUACCGUACACUCCGGCUACAUCCCCACCGCAGCCUACUUCUCUCUCCUUCUCUUGCUCUACCCCAUCUGCUGGGCAUGCUCCGAGGGCGGCAACGUCAUUUCCCCGACGGGCGAGAUGAUCUGGUACGGCAUCCUCGACCUCUUCGCCGGGCCGAUCUUCCUCUUCUACUUCCUGUUCGGCAUGCGCGAGGUCGACGUGGCUGCGUUCGGGUUCGGGUUCGCAUCAGGCAAGUUCACUGAUAAG
Molecule: messenger RNA, 786 nt
Organism: Laetiporus sulphureus 93-53
Lineage: Eukaryota; Fungi; Basidiomycota; Agaricomycetes; Polyporales; Laetiporaceae
Product: family A G protein-coupled receptor-like protein
Exons: 4
Cellular component (GO): plasma membrane; endoplasmic reticulum
Source: RefSeq, a predicted model, not a curated record